AUGGCGACGACAGAAGAGAUGGUCGCCGGCGACGGAUGGAUAUCUGACGAUUCGAGCUUUUACGGCGAUGAAGAUGAACAGGAACACCAGGAGUCGCUCAGCAACCAAGCCACACCAAAAGCAUGCUGGUCAUCUCACAGUAAGGACUUGAAUGCUAUCGUGUCGCCUGCAAAGCUGCAAGCUCGCAAAGAAGCUGCCUCUGAUGUCGACGCCACACCAACCAAGAAGGCCAUGCCGCUUACCACCUCAACACGUGCUAACAAGCUUCCCGGUUCCUCAGGCCUUGACAGGAAAGCUAUGGAGGACGAGCGACUUGCUAGGCUAGCCAAAAGCAAGCGCAAACGCGAUACUUCACCAGAAGCACCACCUCGCCGCGAUUUAUUCAAUCCCAUGGAAGGGCAACCCUUCUCAUGGCAGCUGGGUGAGACAGCGGAUGCAUUUGUCAAGCGAGUCCCACCAUUCAGCACAUCUGCGCUCACUUGCGAAUGGAUCUGGGCAGUAAAUCCCCAUCGUGACCUGCGUGACAAGUCUGCGAGCCCUCGAGGUGCUGCAUUCAAGGACCGCGGGACAAAGCUGCUUGCAGACUCACUGCAGAGGCGGAAUGAAAUCCAAGAAAAGGGACGUCUUGGUCCAAGGAGUACAGUCACGCGAGCCUGGAAUCAGGAAACUAGGGCUUUACAGCAGAGUCUGACCAAGCUCGCUGUUGAGACCGGCGUUCUUUCUGGAAAGUGGAUGUUAUUCCCAAAGGCCGAAGAAGUCACACAUACAUGGAAGACUGUCGUCGAAGCUGUCAUAACUGAUCGUCUCGGUCCAACGGCCAAGGUAGCUCCUGAUGAUGGCAAGGAUGAGCGACUGAUUUGCGUCUACACCAAAGACUUCAGGGACGAGGAUGACGUACUACGCGUACUCCAAGAGCUCGAAGACUUGGAUCUCCUCCAGCACGGUCGAGGUAUCUACUACAAGUCAGACGCCUUCACACAUCUGGACCUGUACUCCGCGACUGCUAAUAAAUACGGUCUGCAAGCCAGUCUUUACACUAGUCAGAAGAUGCUGGCUGCCGCUCAGGCGGCCCAGCUGUCCAUGUCACAAAACACGGCCUCGCAGCAGGAGCGAAAAGUCCUAAAGUGCUUCUACUAA
Ascochyta rabiei is the source of this 1137-nucleotide messenger RNA. RefSeq lists its product as uncharacterized. The record is from RefSeq and is a predicted model, not a curated record. NCBI's taxonomy places the organism in Eukaryota, Fungi, Ascomycota, Dothideomycetes, Pleosporales, Didymellaceae. The transcript is spliced from 4 exons. The coding region runs from base 1 to 1137 and encodes 378 amino acids.